AUGAACGAGUGUUAUGGGCUGACUCAGAUCAUCGCUCUCUGUUUCCAUCUGACACAAGAAACAGAAGGGGAGGGGUGGAGCUUGUUAAGAGAUGAUUGGGCCAGCCCAGUGUCAGACUUUCUUAAAACAGUGGACAUCAUUGUAUCAGAUGAAUUUAAAAACACAUGGGAAGAAUUGAACAAUGAUGAUACAACAGGAAACAAAAGCACUGAACUUCUGCAAGCUAUUGAGACUAUAAGUGAUUGUCUUUCCAGUGACAGUUUUGUUAUUAGUCAAUCCUCCAUUCAGUUAACUAGAACAACAAUUGAAAACUCAUUUAUUGGAACAUCUCUACUACCAAACUCAACUACUCAGAUUAUGAUACCAAAUGUUGAACCGACCCUCAUAACCAUUAUUAUCUUCACAAAGCUUGACAAUGUUUUACCAACUCGAAAUACUUCUAAUAAUGACAACAAGACAUCAGAAAACCACAUCAAUGGAGACGUGGUUGUAAUAAAGGUUCACGAAAAUAUUAACAAUAUUUCAUUAACUUUUGACAUUACAAAUACAUCAUUAAAAAAUCCUCAGUGUGUCUUUUGGAACUUUGAUCUCGAUCACUGGGAUUCAACUGGAUGUGAAGUCAAGCGCUCAGGGAAUGAAACAAUUACAUGUGAAUGCAACCACACAACCUCUUUUUCAAUCCUGAUGUCUGCAAUUGAUAACCCAGCCUUAGACUAUUUAACAUACAUUGGUGUAGCUAUUUCAAUGGCCAACUUGAUUCUGUGCCUCAUAAUUGAAAUGAUCGUAUGGAAGUCAGUGACAGGAAAUGAGACGUCAUACAUGCGUCACGUUUCAAUAGUCAACGUCGCUUUGUCGCUUUUGAUCGCAGAUAUCUGGUUUAUCAUUGGAGCUGCAACUGCAAAUCCAGGACAACCUACACCAGUGAAUCCCUGCAGUGCAGUGGUUUUCUUCAUUCACUUUUUUUACCUGGCUCUUUUCUUCUGGAUGUUCAUUUCAGCACUUUUGCUCUUAAACCGCACUGCCAUGGCUUCAUCUCAAAUAUCCAGGGCUAAAAUAAUGGUCAUUGCGUUCACAGUUGGUUAUUGUGCACCUUUGCUCAUAGCGGUUAUUACCGUUGCAUCCACAGCUGGAGCUGGUAAAUAUAUUUGGAUGAGAGAUGCAUGUUGGCUGAACUGGUUUGAAUCUAAGGCUCUGCUGGCAUUUGUGAUUCCAGCUCUGACUAUUGUUGCCUUUAACCUCCUGGUUUAUAUUGUGUGUAAGAUAUUACGGAGAGGAGUUGGUGCUCAAUCAGAUGAGAGUAAUACUCUUGUGGUCAUUGCCCGAUGUCUGGUCAUUCUGACUCCUAUCUUUGGUCUAACAUGGGGAUUUGGCAUUGGAACCAUGGUGUCAUCUAACUUUGGCAUUCAUGUGGUGUUUGCAAUCCUCAAUUCACUGCAGGGUUUCUUUGUUUUGGUGUUUGGGACGCUUUUAGACAGAAAGGUUCAAGAGUCACUGCCAGCAAAGCUGUUAUUACAGAACCUCCGUUCCAGAAAUACUCCGGGUUCAUUUGAGAGAAGGAUGCAAAGGAGAAAUGUGAUCUAUAACAAUAGGCCUACAUCUGAAGCUUCAUCUUCAAGUGGCUCCAUUGCAUCAGAUACCUUCAUGAAUGAUUGAUUAACUACAGUAUUAACUCCAGGCAACAGUCUCAAGAAGUAAAAUUACUGUACCAUAUCCUAUACCAGAUGCUGGGAUUUGUGCUUGCUGGGACGCCUUCUGGCAGACAAUGGGACUGCAAUACUUUAACAUUAACGAGAGACUUCCUGGUUUUUAAAUAAAUGUGAAAUAUUGUAGCCUUAAGUUACUCAGUCUACAGUAAAAUGUUCAGACAAGCAAACAAAAUAUGAAAAUUGGCUCUGGUCUGCCCCGCCCCCAAACUCUGCCUAUACUGCAUGGAUAGACCCUCCAGAAAACACUUAAAAAAGGAAUAA
Messenger RNA from Misgurnus anguillicaudatus (oriental weatherfish), 1967 nucleotides. Lineage: Eukaryota; Metazoa; Chordata; Actinopteri; Cypriniformes; Cobitidae. The record is from RefSeq and is a predicted model, not a curated record.